CAGCCGCCGACCAAAAGAAAGCGAGAUUCCAUCAGCCAGAAGGUGAUCAUUUGACUCUUCUCACUGUUUAUAAUGGAUGGAAAGCGAGCAAAUUUUCGAAUGCUUGGUGUUUCGAGAAUUUUAUUCAAGCACGAAGUAUGCGACGUGCUCAAGAUAUUAGGAAGCAGUUGCUUGGUAUUAUGGAUCGAUACAAGCAAGACAUCAUUUCUUGUGGCAAAAAUUAUAACAAAGUUCGUCGCACUAUUUGUGGAGGAUUCUUUCGACAUGCUGCCAAAAAAGAUCCGCAAGAAGGAUACAAAACAUUGGUUGAAGGAACUCCUGUAUAUAUUCAUCCUUCUAGUGCUUUGUUCAAUAGAGGUCCGGAAUGGGUUAUUUAUCACGAAUUGGUCCUCACAACCAAAGAAUACAUGCGAGAAGUGACAGCGAUUGAACCAAAAUGGCUUACAGAAGCUGCGCCAACUUUCUUCAAAGUAUCUGAUGCAAACACUAUAAGUAAGCGUAAGAGAUCCGAAAAGAUUCAGCCACUGUUUAAUAAAUACGAGAAACCCAAUGAAUGGCGACUUAGUCGUGUUAAGAGACAUCAAAGAGUCUCGCAAACUUUCGGUUAG
Molecule: messenger RNA, 608 nt
Organism: Ambispora leptoticha
Lineage: Eukaryota; Fungi; Glomeromycota; Glomeromycetes; Archaeosporales; Ambisporaceae
Source: the annotation of a GenBank genome assembly